Sorghum bicolor (sorghum) is the source of this 1053-nucleotide messenger RNA. RefSeq lists its product as uncharacterized. The record is from RefSeq and is a predicted model, not a curated record. Lineage: Eukaryota; Viridiplantae; Streptophyta; Magnoliopsida; Poales; Poaceae. The transcript has 5 exons. Bases 355 to 1053 code for a protein of 232 amino acids.
GCUAGUGUUGUGGAAAAGAAUGAAAAAUUAGGAAAGCACACUAAAGUUGAUGCACCGGCUGGUGAUUCAAGGGAAUCAGAACCAAUACCACUAGAAGUUGUUCCUUCUCAAUCAAGAAGGGAAAGGCUGAGGCUCCCUCCUUCUGCUAGUGUUGUGGAAAACAAAGAAAAAUCAGAAAAGCACACUAAAGUUGACGCACCGGCUGGUGAUUCAAGGGAAUCAGAACCAAUACCACUAGAAGUUGUUCCUUCUCAAUCAAGAAGGGAAAGGCUGAGGCUCCCUCCUUCUGCUAGUGUUGUGGAAAACAAAGAAAAAUCAGAAAAGCACUCUAAAUGGGAUUUUGAUCCCCCACCAAUGGACAUUAUGAGAUUCAUUGAUUUUCCCACACCCCGUGAACGUCCACCAUCAAAGCCAAGUGAAUGUAAUUCAGAAAGGAUCGCAAGGAAAUAUGAUGAUGAUUAUUUUUGGGACAAUUUAAGUGAAGAACAAUUUAAAGAACUUGAUGCCCAAAUUGAAGAUAUAGAAAGGAACAGGACAGAUAAGUCACUUUCUAGCAGUGCAGUUAAGCAAACUCCUGUACCUACAGAUAACCCAAUUGAACAUUUAGAAAGGAAGCCAAUAAGAGUUGAAAAGACAACAUCAGCUACAACCUAUGGUCUACAAUCUGCUCCCAGCACUUCACACACACCUGCGUAUCAACCUCCGCCCAGAAGGCCAACACGACCAGGGCGUGCUUUGCAGUCCCCAUAUAUUGAUUAUGGCAGAAAUGACUUGAAGUGCAGCAAGGUUGCAAGUCGUGCAUAUGAUGUGGUAUGCUUGGCCACUAGAAGGUCAACCAGGAGUUCGAGUCAAAGCUCAAGCCAAGGAGACGAUAUCAUAAUCAGUUAUCCAGAUUACUAUGUGAGCUUGAAGCACCUUUCUGAAUCAGUUAAACCAGGUGGAAAAUUAUUCAACACAGUAGCUGAAAUUGCUAUAUAUGCAUUAAAAGACAGAAAGGCCAAGAUCCCUGUAAAACAAAUACUCCCAUUAAGGAUAGCUCACUUUUUUCUCUAA